GUUAGCUAAAAUGAAACCAAAAUCAAGAUGUCAGAAACGAAAGGAGUAGAGAGAGAGAGAGAGCAAAAAGCGGACAGGCAGCUUCUGAGUAUGGCUUCGUUGGAGAGUGCAGAGGUCUACAUUCCCCGGGACGCCUGUGUCAGAACUAUCCGUCUGCAGGAUCUGCCCUUGUCCAUCAGCAGGAAAAUUGGCAACUGUCUUCGAGCAAGCGAGCAUGAAAGGCAAGCAUGCCGACGCUCGUCUCCGACGGCCACGUGGAUCUGUCCGGUGGAGCUGCGGCCGGGAGCAGGGGAAAGACCUGCAGCGGGCAGGACACUCGUCCCGCUCGAGGGGCAGGUCUGCCUGCCGGUAGUGAGCGCCAGUCUGUUAGCCCACAGACUCCUUCAGGAGGCUCUGCCUUAUGGAAAUCGCUCUCACAGUUCCGCUGGGCCGGACGGCGGAGCUGCGCCGGUGUCCUGCAGUAGAGUGUCUGCUGGCAGGAGGAAUGCCAUGAUCUUGUAUGAUGGCCAGAUCUUCCUCUCGGUGAGGAAGACCAAGAACCAGGGAAGAGGGACCCGUCACACCAUACCGCACAAUGCAGGAGCUGGUAGACCCCAGAAUGAUGGAUGGUCUAAACAGGAACCAGCCUGCCAGAUCCCAGGUUUGGAGAGUGUCCAGAACGAGCACCACAUGGAGGAGACGGACAACGGCGUCCAGCAGGACGGUCUUCCCAGUGGGAGUGUUUAUUCAAAUGAUGCAGCCGUCACGGAGCGUCUGGUUGGAGACAGUAGGCGGAGCCUCAGUGGAUUGGAGGCAGACGUUAUGGGAGGUGCCGAACGUAGUUGUGCCGUAGACGCUGAGGGCAGGGUUCAGAUGUUGCCUGCUGAAGUCCCCAGGGAUGAUGCAGAGAGCUGUCAGGCUGUCCAUGUUGGGGAGGUUGGGGGCACAGACGUGCAUUGGGACAGUUGUGGACCGAGCUCAGGGGACAGACCUUUACGUGAACUCCACCGCAGAGACACCGCGGGGUCUGCCCCUCAGGCCAGAGCUCCUCCUCCAGUCCCUGGGUGGCAGGAGCAUGGAGGGGUGGGCGGAGCUGGACACGACCACAGAGAGAAGCCCUAUCUGACCUGCCUCACUCUGACUCCGACUGCAGAUGUGAGUGACAGUUCUGUUUUUGAUGAGCUAGAGAAGAUGGAGCGGAUCUCCCACCUCAGAGCUUCGCUGAGGGUAAAGGAAGCGGAGCUUAAUAAAGUCAAAACCCUUAAGUGAGGAAACAGUAAUGACUUUUGUAAUCAGCUACAGUCACCUCUGUAUGCCACACCUCAGUCUGUAUUCAAAAGGCAACCUGUCCAUUUUGUUUGUGGUUGGUUUGUUGUCCUGUGUAGAUUGGAAUUAGGGAGAUUGUAUAUAAUUUAUGUAACUGGCGCUAUUUUAUGUUGUCUGAAAACUUGAAAAAUGUAAAAUUAAAUGCAUAAAGCAUAAACUAAAGUCAUAAAGCAUGUCUUAUAUAGGGCAUUUUCUUCUAGAACAGCAGAAUCAACUGUGUAUUUGUGCACAUUACAGAGGUCAUUAAGGUCAAAAUGCCAUACAUGCAUUUUCGAAGCCUUGUUUUGUUUAAUGUCUAAAAAAAAGAUUUUUAAUUUUUACAUUUUUUUACAGUACACAUUGCUGUAGAAAUUUGUUCUUAAAUUAUUAUGAGCCCUCGCAAUGAAAGAUUUAUUGUUUUUCUGCAUUCUACAAAAAUAAAGGUAAUAAUAUAAA
This is a messenger RNA of Electrophorus electricus (electric eel), 1740 nucleotides long. RefSeq lists its product as uncharacterized. NCBI's taxonomy places the organism in Eukaryota, Metazoa, Chordata, Actinopteri, Gymnotiformes, Gymnotidae. The record is from RefSeq and is a predicted model, not a curated record.